CCCAGCCACCACCCCCUGGGGCCGCGAUUCAAGAGUUGUGGUUCCUGGUGGAGAAUUAUCCCAGAUGUGUGUGGGUGUGUGAAAACGGACGACCAAAAUUCCAUGAUGGCCGCUGCUGCUGCUGAAGAAAAACCUGCCGAGGAAUCCCAGUCUUCCCCAGGAUUUUUCAUGAAAACUACUAUUUCAUCCAUCAGUCUCAAGUUUCCGUCGGUCAAGAAUCUGAGCACUUCAAAUUUAGACAAGAUGCUAAAAGAUCCAAGUGAGAGGGGUGUUGUGCUUCUGGACGCUCGCCCACAGGAGGAAUAUAAUGUCAGCCAUUUAGAGGAUGCAAAGAGAGUUGACUUUAAAGAUGUGAAUAUGGAAGAGCUUUCAGCCCAGCUAGCUUCAGAGUUUAGUGGAAAACCGAACCCUACUGUUGUGUGCUAUUGCUCUGUUGGCUAUCGAUCCUCUGUUGUGGCAAAAAAUCUACAAGAGCAUUACAAGAGUUCAGGACAGCAACCAGUCCCAGAGAUCUACAACUUGGCAGGUUCCCUGUUCCAGUGGGCCAACGAGAGGCGGCCAAUGGUGGACAUGAACGGCCAGAAGACCCAGUUUGCUCACCCUUACUCCGUGCUGUUUGGGAAGCUUCUUGAUGCUCCACUGCGCAAAUCAAAUGUUUGAGUCUUCAGGUUUUUAAAAAAAAUUUCUGUAAAAAUAUAUUUUAGUUAGUUUUAGUAGAGGUUUU
Molecule: messenger RNA, 724 nt
Organism: Aplysia californica (California sea hare)
Lineage: Eukaryota; Metazoa; Mollusca; Gastropoda; Aplysiida; Aplysiidae
Exons: 5
Coding region: 103-660 (185 amino acids)
Source: RefSeq, a predicted model, not a curated record